AUCAUCCUCCAUGCCAUUGGUAUUUUUGUACCGUGAGCCGAGGUUCGCGGGGAACACAGCGACUCCAUCAACUUGGGCCGGUACGACAUUCUACAGAAAUUCACCCAGGUCCCAGAGGUCCUCUUCCAGUCCUGUGACACCCAACAUAUCUAAUAUCGACUCUGCCAGUACUCCUUUGGACACACACCUACAGAGGACUGUCCCUGCCACCAUGGCCGAGCAAGGCGACUACAUUGACCGCUUCAUCACUGCGCAUCGUGUACCCGAAGAUGGUCGCAAACAUUUUCAGUCAAUUGAAUGGACAAACAGUUUUCUUACCAACCCUAACUAUAGGGCCAUCCCGACUUUUGCUCGUGUCCUCAAAUCGAGUGGCGAGGACUACUUCUUCUCUCGCACCAUCAGCUCUCCCUCCACCAUCCCUUAUAUGAUCACGCUCCAAGCCGCAGACUUUCCUAAAAUCCCCAUCAGUCCCAAGGGCACAGUCAAAGGCAAAAGCGAUCCAAAGGAUGUCACACCAGUACCCAAGAUCCCUGACUGCGUAACCCUAAUGGCCUUGGGUCGCCCAGGUCUUGACGGGCAUCCGCAGGUGAUCCACGGUGGCAUGGCCUGCGCUAUCCUCGAUGAAACCAUGGGCUAUUGCAUCAUGCUCCACCAACAUCACUCAGGAGGUCGAGAUUCCUUAUACACAGUCAACCUCAACAUCAACUUUCGCAGACCCGUCCCCACUCCUGGCCAGGUCUUUGUCAGGUGCUGGGUGGUGGGAAGAGAAGGUCGCAAGUGGUUGUCUCGUGGGCAAAUAUGCGACAAGGACGGCCAAGUGCUUACCGAGGCUGAAGGCACCUGGGUUGUUGUCAAGGGAGAAGAAAAAUUAUAAUCUCAAAGAAGUGCGGCUAAGAGUGAAAACCCUAUACAUGGAGCGCGGCUUGGAACGAAUGGUCAACAGAAAUGUCCCAGUUCACAUCCACCAGUUGCCACGGGUCCAUACAGAAUCUUGGUAGCUUGGGCUCUGAGUACGUAUGCCAUACCAGAAGUGCGAAGGUCGAUACGCCCAAGUCUGUGCAUCGACUGCACAUACUUGAAGCUGGAUCCAGGUCCACAUUCGUCUUUGGGAAUUUACGAGGACACUCCAGGCUUUACGGAAUCUCGGUUACGGCACUCGAUGAAGUUGUCGAAUAGACCAGAACUUGGAGAACCCAAGCACUAAUCUACCGAGUAAGCGCGUUUCGGUUUUUUCAAGAGCCAACCCCUGGUGACCAUAAAGACCUUUGGAAUUACGUGAUUUCCAAAGCGUGAGAUAGAGUAUAAACUGGCGGCAAGAUCUUUUAGAUGAGUGCAGAGUACAUUCAAUAGAUAGAAG
Molecule: messenger RNA, 1357 nt
Organism: Exophiala mesophila
Lineage: Eukaryota; Fungi; Ascomycota; Eurotiomycetes; Chaetothyriales; Herpotrichiellaceae
Exons: 1
Coding region: 11-874 (287 amino acids)
Source: RefSeq, a predicted model, not a curated record